AUGCGCGAGAUCAGCGACAAGAAGGAUCACGACGAUCAAUCUGGCCGUACGAAGACCUCCGACGGGACCGCUUCCCAAAUACUUCGUAAAACUUUGUAUUGGGUUGGGCGAUCCCUGAACUGCCGACUGGUCUCGGGCUGGCAAGAGCCUCUCAUGAUCGGCCGCUCUCUGCGCAUACUGUACAUAGCGCCGAGAAAGAUGCAUUUCCGCAUCUCCGGCCACGAGCGUCCUCGUUGUGGAGACACUACCGUUCACCGGCCGCCGGAUGCAUGCACCGGACCAUCAUUAUCUGCUCCGUCCGAGUACGAGAAUGUGUAA
Molecule: messenger RNA, 318 nt
Organism: Grosmannia clavigera kw1407
Lineage: Eukaryota; Fungi; Ascomycota; Sordariomycetes; Ophiostomatales; Ophiostomataceae
Exons: 2
Coding region: 1-318 (105 amino acids)
Source: RefSeq, a predicted model, not a curated record